Messenger RNA from Cheilinus undulatus (humphead wrasse), 6460 nucleotides. It is a transcript of the gene malrd1, whose product is annotated as MAM and LDL receptor class A domain containing 1. The record is from RefSeq and is a predicted model, not a curated record. Gene Ontology annotation, molecular function: protein binding. Lineage: Eukaryota; Metazoa; Chordata; Actinopteri; Labriformes; Labridae. Bases 1 to 5475 code for a protein of 1824 amino acids. The transcript has 33 exons. Gene Ontology annotation, cellular component: membrane.
AUGACGUUUGUACUGGGAUCAGCGUGGUUGCUGUCGGCCUUUCUGCUGGUGUUCACGCCUUUGUCGGCUGGGGCCUGUUUACCUCAGGAGUAUACCUGCUCUCAGGGAUUAUGUGUUCCUGAGGACUGCUUGUGUGAUUUCACAGACGACUGUGGGGAUGGCAGCGAUGAGAGAGACUGUUCAGGAUAUAAGAGGUGUGACUUUGAAGAGGGAUUCUGUGACUUGACCCAGAGCUCAGAGGAUGGAUCUGGCUGGACCAGAGCGACUGAGGUGCAGGGUCUCAAACAUGACCACAACAACUACACAUCAGCAUAUUUUGUAUCCCUUGUACCUGUCAGAGAAAACACAACCACGGCCAACCUGAACAGCCCCGUCUUCCAGCCCAGUCACACCUGUCAGAUGAGCUUCUACUAUUACAUUGGGGGCCAACAUGGAGGGCUUGAAGUGCUUGUUAGGACUCAAACACAGGGUCAAAGCACAGAGGUGUGGAAAGUCUCCCCAGGGCAUGAGACCGAAACAUGGCAGCAGGCGCUGAUAAAGAUGAAUCACAGUCAUGAAUUCCAGGUGAUAAUUCGAGGGCAACUUUCAGCAGACAGCGAAGCCUCCGAGGUCCUGGCCAUCGAUGACCUAUCCUUCAGUCUGAGCUGCCUUCCUGUGCCUGAGAGCAGUACCCCCCCUCCUCCUGUUUGCCCUCCAUUGUGGUUUGCUUGUGCUAGUGGCGAGUGCAUUGAGGAGAGUAAAGUUUGUGACUUCACCCCACAUUGUCCCCAUGGAGAGGACGAGGCCAACUGCUCCUCCAAGUGUGACUUUGAGGAUGGCUCUUGUGGCUGGUAUGAGCUCACCCUUGGUGAUGGCUUUGACUGGGUCAGAGGCUCCUCUGCAGAGGUUCCUCCAGACUACUAUGGCCGCCCACCACCGCUGGAUCACACAAGCAACAGCACAGAAGGUCACUUCAUGUUCAUAAUGAAGAACAGCAGCAGUUUCUAUCCGACGGCUGUUCUUCGAGGACCCUGGUUCAAGCAGUCGGCCUCUGGGUGCACCAUGACAUUCUGGCAUUAUAACUCAGGCAUAUCUAUUGGAGCCGCAGACAUGUACCUCCGAAUCGAUGGAGUCCCGAACAACACCGUCAUAUGGAGGACUUUGUACGACCAGGGACCCCGUUGGCACCAGGUUACCGUGCAGCUGGGCCGCAUCACCCGGCCCUUCCAGAUCGCUCUAGCUAAGAUCAGCUUGGCUGUGUUUGACGGGGUUUCCGCCUUGGACGAUGUCACCUUCAGGAACUGUUCGAUGCCCCCAGCUGUGGCAGAGUGCCCAGCGCACACUCAUUUCCACUGCAGACACAGCAGGGCAUGUGUGGAGCAAAUGCAGCUCUGUGACCUUGUGGAUGACUGUGGGGAUGGAUCUGAUGAGGAGGGAUGCUCAUCAGAGCUUCAGUGUAACUUUGAACACGGUCUGUGCAGCUGGAAACAGGAGCAGAGCGGAGGAGAUGUAUUUGACUGGACCCUCAUUCAAGGCCCCACACCGUCCAUCAACACAGGGCCCUGGAAGGACCACACAACGGGCACCAGCUAUGGCCACUACCUGUACAUUGAGUCCUCCGCCCCACAGGCGUUCAAGGAUACGGCUGUGCUGCUGAGCAGGGUCUUCCAACCCACCCACCAGCGUGGCACGGAUCCAUCCAGGUCCCGCCAACACUGUGUCUUCCGCUUUCAUUACCACAUGUUCGGCUCACACGUGUUCUGCUUAACAGUGUACCUCAGGACCACUGCUACAGGCCGGGGCCACAUAGUGUGGGUACGAUAUGGCAACCAGGGAAACCUAUGGCACAGGAAGACUCUCUACCUAAACAGUGCUCGACCUUUUCAGAUUUUGAUUGAAGGUACAGUUGGAGAUGAUUUUCAUGGAGAUAUUGCCAUUGAUGACCUUUCCUUCCUGAACUGUGUCCCAUAUGAAGGAGAGCUCCUCAAACCAAACACCACAACCCCUACAGUGACCCCUCCAGCCUCCACGGUCCAGCCCCACAGCUGCCCCGACGGGGAGUUUGCAUGUGGGACACAUGAGGAGUGUGUUUCCAACAGCAAAGUGUGUGACUUUAGAGAGGAUUGUUCUGAUGGCUCCGAUGAAUUAGACUGCGUGAGGGAGCGUUGUGAUUUUGAAGGUGGUGACACUUGUGGUUGGAAGAGUAUUGAGACCACUCUGGUUCCCAGUCACACAUUUCGCUGGUCACCAGAACAAGGGGAGAGCAUUCAUGACGGAGAGCAAUACCACCGUCCUAUUAACGACCACACACUAGGCAGUCCGGAGGGUUGGUAUAUGUGCGCUGACAGUUCAAACGGAGGCUACGGUCAAACCACCGACCUCCAGACACCUGUCAUCUCCUCCACUGGGCCACAGUGCACCCUAGUCUUCUGGUACCACAUGAGCGGAUUCACAGUGGGAUCGCUGCAGGUGCUGCUGAAGAAUGGGAAUGUCACUCAGGAGGUUUGGUCCCAGACUGGUAACCAAGGCAACAAAUGGAGACGAGGAGAAGUCUUUCUGGGGUUAUCAAACACCUUUCAGGUGGUGUUCAGGGUGAAGCGAGGGAUCAGCUACAUGGGCGACGUGGUCAUCGAUGAUGUCAGCUUCCUGCACUGUUCCCCUCCUCUUCUUCCGGAACAACCAUGCACACCUGAGCAGUACGCCUGCGCUAACGGUCACUGCAUCCCCGAGGACAACCUGUGUGACUUCAUCAACCACUGUGGGGACAACUCUGACGAGGACCCUUACAUCUGCAAGGGCUUUGGCGUACGCUGCAGCUUUGAGUUUGACCUCUGUUCCUGGCGUCAGUGCCGGGAGGACGACUUUGAUUGGCUGAUCAAGGUGGGCAGCACUCCCACUGUUGGCACUGGGCCUUCAAGUGACCACACCCUGAGGGACCCCUCGGGCCAUUACCUCUACCUGGAGAGCUCCUUCCCUCAGGCAGCUGGGGACACGGCUCGCAUAUCAGGACCUUUACUGAGCUACAGGAGCAAAGAGUGCAAGAUGCAUUUCUAUCUCCACAUGUCUGGAGACGGCAUCGGCACCCUCGGCGUGUUCAGCAGAAGCGAAGGUCGUCUUCACCUCCUCCUGAACUUGACCGGAGAUCAGGGAAACUACUGGCAGAGGAGGGAGAUCCAGCUGAGCAACACCAGAGACUUUCAUGUGGUCUUUGAGGGCAAGGUGGGCCGCAAUCCGAAGGGCGACAUCUGCUUGGACGACAUCACUUUCUCUCCGGGUUGUCUGCUCGCCUCCUCAGCUGAAAUAGAGGACGACACUCCUUCACCUCCUGCAGGCUCCUGUCCACCAGGCCUCCUGCCGUGUGAAAACGGUCGGUGUUUCACUCUGGGGCAGAGCUGUGACUUCACAGACGACUGUGGGGACGGCACUGAUGAAAAGGAUUGUGGGACUUCCUGCAGUUUCGAGAGCGGUCGCUGUGGCUGGAAGAGCUCCCGGGCCGAUAAUUUCAAUUGGACGCUUGGAACGGGAUCUGCCAGAAGCAUACGGCCUCCAUACGACCACUCGCUGAUUGAUGAGAAUGGUCAUUUCAUCUACCUAGAAGCUACACCUGUGGGUCUAAAAGGAGAUAAAGCUCACAUUAGAAGCUCUGUGUGGAAAGAGUCGAGCGCCAUCUGCAAGCUGACCUUCUGGUACUACAUCUCCCAUAAGGCCUCAGGAACAAUUCGCUUGUUGAUUAAGACCGAGAACGAUCUGUGGGAGGUGUGGAACAAAAUGGGCAAUCAAGGGAACAAGUGGAACAGAGCGGAGAUCCCUCUGAGGAAGCUGAGGAACUUUCAGGUGAUUUUUGAAGGGAUUCGCACAAUGGACGUGAGCGGAGGAGCCGCCCUGGAUGACCUGGAGUUCAUUGACUGUGCACCAAAUGCUGUAGAGCCAGCAAGUUGUCCUGCACUCACAGACUUUGUGUGUAGCAGUGGUCACUGCAUCGAGUCCCACUUGGUGUGCGACAACAAGGCCGACUGUGCUGAUGGAUCAGACGAGAUAGACUGCGAUCACGUAUUUGGCUUACCAGGCGCUUGUGAUUUCAACAUGGAUGAAAAACAGUGGGAAGAUUCGUGCCAGCUCUCUCAGGAUACUGAUGAUGACUUCGAUUGGAGGAUUGGUCAUCGGACUGAGACGCCAGGAGCUGGACCUCCCACUGACCACAGUCCAGGUGGUGGGGGUAAAUUCCUGUACAUACAUUCAGCCACUCAGAGAGAGGGAGACGUUGCCAAAGUCACAACCAGGAGUCCAUUCCCAGCCAGUCACGGCCUUUGUCACCUGCGCUUCUGGUUCUACAUGCACGGCUCUGACGGGAUGGGAACGCUCAAGGUCUACACUGUUGGACCCAGUGGAACCAGACUACUGAUGUGGGCAACGACUGGAAACCAUGGUAACCACUGGACAUAUGCUAAUGUCAUCCUUUCCAACCCAGCACCUUUCAGAGUGACCUUAGAGGCAGAGGCGGGUGGAGACAUGUGGACAGACAUCGCCUUGGAUGACAUUUCCUUCACUGUAAACUGCAAAGAUGAAGGACCCAUAACUCCCCAGCCCCUGACCUGUGCCGUGGACCAGUACCGCUGUUUGUACUCCUUUCAGUGCAUCCCAGAGAGCUGGAGGUGUGAUGGAGAGCCGGACUGUGCAGACAGGUCUGAUGAGGAGUUUUGCCCCACCAUGGAGGCGGGGACUCUUCCUCCUCAGGAUGGCUGUCCCGAUGGAUAUUUCCAGUGUUUGAAUGAUGCCUGCCUCCCAUCUAUUCUGCGCUGUGAUGGCAUCCCAGACUGCCCUUAUGGAGAGGACGAGUACAGCUGCCCUCUGCUGCAGUGUGAGCUGGGAGAACUGGUGUGUGAAGGUUUGCCUGGUUGUAUCCCUCUUCAGAGGCGUUGUGACCGCUCUGCCGACUGUCUGCCGUUUCACUCAGAUGAGUCCAGCUGCCAUGAUUGUCCUCCGCUGUACUGCUUGAACGGUGGCACAUGCCGUGUGGAGAAACACGGGCCUGACUGCAUGUGUAAUCCAGGAUGGACCGGCAACCGCUGCCAUGUGAGAGAGAAACCGACUCCUCCGACAUCAACACCCAAACCAGAGGAUACACAGCUGGCUGUGUAUGUUGGCAUCGGCAUCGGUCUGCUGCUGCUCGUAGCCGGAGUAGCUGUCUGCGUUCUGGCUUUAUGGGCAAAAAAACGCCAUCUAAUAAAGCACAAACUGAUGGACUGCGGGGUGAUGCAUAAUCCAGCCUUUGACUGCGGAGCAGAGUCUCCCUCGCUGCAUGAAAGGCCAUGCUGUUGUCCCAGCGUUAACCCCGGCAGGAGCGAUAGUCGCGGGCUUUCAAUCAGUGUCUACCCCUGGAGGAGGGAGGUGGAGCAGGCCUCGACCUGGAAAGAUGCCAAGCUGUCCUUCGCCAACCCGCUGUACAAUUACCCCCCAGAUGCUAAUAGCGCUGACUACAGAAGCUCUGAAGCAUAAAGACAAUGGACUUAAAAUAUUGACACUGCAGUGCAUUCAGGUCAAGCAGUGUGUGCACAGACUGGAGUUUGUCUUGACCUGCUGGUGAGCUAAGGGAGAAGGAAGAUGCUUAAAAGCAGAUAUUUUUAUAGGGCUUAUCUGAAUGUCUGAAAAGCUGCAUGUUGUAAUUGAAAACUUGAUUAUUAAUUUAUCAUAUAAAUGAUGAAUUACACCCGGACCAUCUGCCACUCAGUGGGAAAAGAAGGGCUAAAAGGGCCACACGCUAACACUUGAUUGUUGAGUUUAAGACUUUAUAAUUUCCUCCAUACUGAUAUCAAUAAAUAAAGCCAUCAAAUCACUUAAGUACUGUAAACGGCUUAGGGUUAUAUGAGGUAGUCAUCAAUAUUGAGUUUAUUAGCAACAGGAGAUGGAUGUGAGCUUGGCCCUUUUGUUAAGUACCAUUAUGGAAGCCAGGCUUAAAAAUGAAUACACAUGGGUGUGAUUUUACUGGGUUAUGCAGCUAUUAUUAAGGAAUAAACGCCUUAUACAAAGCCAGGGUAAGUGUUCGCUAUGUUUAGAAAUAUUUCACUGCAUUUUUUAUUUGUUCUAAGAAAGUUUUCAAGCCUUGGCACUGUUUUGUAAGUGCAACAUAUCUGUGUUCCUCCUCCUAUGCUUGGCUUGCAGCAUUGAGGCUUGUUUAGAGCCACUGAAAUAUUGCCGAAUAUGAUGAAUGCUGUUUUUAAGUAGGUUAAAUAAAAUUGGCCCCAUCCACUGCCUUGGAUAGCAUAGCUUGCUUGCCAGUACUCCCACUUGUUUCUCAAUAAAGGGGGUGCCUAUACACCUAAUGUUCUCAAGUCUGUCAAACAGAGCCACUGAUAUCCCUUAAAUAUACCAAAUCCUCUCAGUAGAACCUCAGAACCAGUCUUAUUAGGUAAAGGUUAUCAUACCUAACUUCGGUGGUUCUCAACUGGUCUGGCCUCAGGAGUACCUCAACAACCACUUAAUG